Rhagoletis pomonella (apple maggot) is the source of this 4855-nucleotide messenger RNA. RefSeq lists its product as uncharacterized. Gene Ontology annotation, biological process: regulation of transcription by RNA polymerase II. The coding region runs from base 125 to 4561 and encodes 1478 amino acids. Gene Ontology annotation, cellular component: transcription regulator complex; nucleus. The transcript is spliced from 12 exons. Lineage: Eukaryota; Metazoa; Arthropoda; Insecta; Diptera; Tephritidae. The record is from RefSeq and is a predicted model, not a curated record.
UGUUGUGUUGAGUCAAUUCGUGAGUUUUGGUUGUCAGUAGCACAAGAAUUUACAUUUAAUAAAGCAGGUGAAAGAGUUAUAAAAAAUUAUUUGCAAAAACAUUUAACAUAGUGAUUUCCAUGCAAUGGGUGACGAAUUGCUUACGCCUUGCCAAACACAAAAUAUGGAGGAGGUAAAAAAAGACCCAAAAGUUAAAAAAGACCCAAAAGCCAAAAAAGUAAGAAAAUCAGGAGCACAGCGUAUACGUGAAUACAGAGCGCGAAUAAUAGCAUUUGAAAAGGAAUACGCUGCACGUAUGAAAAAUUUAGGAGACAAACAAGCUGAGAUGCGUGCAAAUCCAUCAAACAAUGAUGAAGUAGUUGUGCUUGACGACGAUAUCAGCGCAGAUCCAACGCAGACAGAGAACCCUGCGCCUUGGGAAACUGGCGCUUCAACGGAUCCAAUUGAAGUUGAUAUGUACGUAAUAGACGAUGCUGCGUCACAAGGCUCCGUCAAACAAGAUAAAUCGUUUAAUAAACGUAUCAUACGUUAUGUACGAUGGCAACGUGUACUCUAUGAUCCAGCACACCCAAAUUUUGGCAUUAUUGAAGCGAAAGUGGAAGCCUGGGAGAAAAUAGCAAAACAAAUGAGAUGUGAUGUGGAUAUCUGCAAAAAUGCUUGGGUAAACUUGCGUUUUUGCUAUCAAAAAUAUGUCCGUCGAUUGCGUAAAUUUCUUACCAAUAAGGGCGGCAAAAAGCGCAAGCGCAGGCCAGUUAUGGCAUUUGAGACUGAGAUGGUGUUCCUCUGGCGCUUCAUUGCAGACAAAACACGUUGCCGACUGCCCUAUGACGAUGCUAAUCCAGCAGAAAAGGAAAUGCCGCCUGUACAAAAAGCUACAGAGGAUGAUGAUAUCGUUUUUCUAGAGGACGAUGUGGAGGUGAUUGAUUUAGAUGACGAUGCGACUAAUUCAACAAAGCUGUUGACGCGCCAAAUUAAAUGUCAAUUCCAAAUAACUCCAGAAGUACGUAGACUGGUGAAUAACAUUGAGCCAUAUGACGAGUUAUACGAUAGCGAUCAUAGGUAUUAUGAAGAUUAUCGGCGCAAAGGUAUCAUUUGGAAUGCGAUCGCGAAUGAAGUGGGCGAUAAAGCUACCAAAUUAAUGAAAUGUUGGAUACAAAUACAAACACGCUAUGAAUGGGAAAUAACGCAGCGGCUGAAAGAUGGUGAAUUAUCAACGACUAAGCCUGAAAGCGAACUGGAACAUCUGCUGACAUUCUUCAGGCCAUACAUACUGAAAAUGCCACAAACAGUAUACAAAUGCUCCUACUUCCUAAAGCAAGAAUGGAAUGAGCCCAUCGAUCACUUUAAAAAUAUCUUUAGCCUCCUUGUUGUCAUGAAAAGAUUCCCGUCGGUGAUUUCUCUUACCGAAACGGUUUCAAAGGCACUCGCAACAAACAGCAGCGCCGAAGUCGAUGAGAGCUACAUGGCAAUAUGGGACGAUGUUGCAGUGGGCAAAGGCGGUUCCGUUACAUCUGGCCAAUGCGAAGUCACUUGGCUUAUUUUACGAUCGUUCUACUGGGAGCUGGUCAAUAUGCGCAAACACAGCUACCAGUUGCAGGAUAAAUGGUAUUUCGAAUCAAUAAUCGCAGAAUUGUAUUCCCUGGCGAAGGCACAAAAACCCGCACGUCCAAAAACUAAACAAAGUAUUGGAUCACUUAUGUUAUCGUCCAUAUUAUGUGAUGAAGAAACGUCUACACCAACAGCGUCACCCGUUUCUGAACCGAUAAACAAACCAAAUGAACAGUUAGCUGAUCUACCUAAAGCCAUUCCCAGUACCAUACAACAGCCGAUUGUGCCACUUAAGCCCAUUGAAACGCUUCAACUACCGCAAGUAUCACCAAUGACUUCGAGUCCUAUCGUACCAAUAUCAGUUAGCCUCGAUGAAGAUACAAUAAGUUCUUCGAAAAUCGAUACAAAUAGUGGACAGGUUAAGAACGUCAAUAUCGAUCAAAAUAAGGGGCCGGUUAAAAAUGUCACUAUUGAGACAAAUAAUGGACAAAUUAAGAAUGUCACUAUUCGAUCAAAGCAGCAGAAAAAACAAACGCCUAUCACAACAUCCGCCGCGGCCCCCUCGUUUAACACAGCUACCACCUCCACCUAUUCACCCUCGAACUUGGUUGUAACGCUAACAAAAGUACAGCCGAAAACACAUGCAACUAUCGUACAGCAAGAGUCGCAAACAUCUUAUCCACAAUCGAAAUCGCCACAAAUUCGCGUAAAAACACAGGCGCAAUUGCAAGCAGAACCGCAAAAACCUGUAAAAAUGUUUGUUCAGACGCGUCCGCAAUUUCAAAUGUACCCACAAACAUCAACACAGACUCGGCUACAAAUGCCGCAGGCAUCGCAAAUACAAGUACGCUUACAAGCACCGCCCCAGCCGCCAAAUCCAAUGCAGACCAUCACCCUGCCGCGUAUGCCACAGUCCCAACAAAAUACAUUUCAAAUUCUCCCGAUCACUCCUAUACAAGCGCAAACAAAGAUGUCUAAUAAAACUAAUCAAACACAUCAAACACAUCAAACACAUCAAACGCAUCAAACACAUCAAACACAACAAACACAUCUUCCAACACAGCCACAAUUACCAAUUAUGCCUGCGAAUAUGGGCCAGCUAUUGCCCCCUGUGACAAUAGAACCACAAUGUGUUCAAAAUCAAACACAAACUUUCGAUACGAUUAAAACACCGAAAAUUGUAUCGGCUGUCAGUUUAGCGCCACGUGCAGCAUUCUCUGCGCCCUUCAUUAAUAAAGGCCUACAAAUAACAGCAGUGACUUCGGGCCAGCCUGCUACACCACCACCGCCUCCGGCACCGCAAACGAUGCACCCAACACUCUUACCACUACGUGCGACCGCUCCAGCUGUGCCCCUGCCUGCUCCCGCGCAGACUGUACUUUCGCCAAUGGUGGAGCCAUCAGCACUGUCACAACGUCCUUCAGGCAUCAUAAAUCUACCUUAUUCUUUGCCGGACAAAACAAAUAUUACUAAAUGUCCGCCAUUGAGUAACGUCUCCAAUAAUAAAACAAUCUCCACUGUGAUCCCUCUGCCAAAUGCUAAUGCUGUUGUGCCGCCUCCUGCCAUAUCGCAAACUACGUUGUCUACAAAUAUCACAAAACCUAGGCCGCCAACUUCAAUCGAGUCGAAAAUACCAGCUACAGUUUUGGCUCGACCACACUUAACACCAGCGUCACAGCUUAAUGCAAACGAAAUAAUGAUCGAGUUGAUUAGCUCGGUGAAUGGUAACCAAUUGGUAGUACAUGGUCCACCGUUGGAUCAAAAAUAUUCGCUGCCAAUGAGCACAACGGCUAUGUUUAUCAGAGCGGUGUUAUCCAUUCCAUUUUUACAUAAAAAGUUCCCCAGCAAUGCAGCGCAGGUACAAUUCUGUUGGGCGUAUUUGGCAAAGCGCUUCAACUUGCCCGUGCAUAUUUGCAAAGCCUGUUGGAAUUUUCUAUCGGAGAACUUUACGCAUUUUCCGCAAAUUGCGCCUAUGGAAGAGCUGACGAAGCCUAUAAGAAUCGCUAUCAAAGUGUGGCAGGAAACUAACACCUACUUCCUAACAUUCAACAAGAAAGCAGCUCAAUUGGGUUUACUACCCAUAAAAGAUUCGGUAGAAAAAUUCUUCGAUAAUAUCAGAGAUCAGACGAAAAAUAUACCACGAGUAUCUGGCGCAAAAUUAUCAUUUAUCGCCGAUUGGCAAGCAGCUAUUCAAAUAAAUCCCGUCGUGUCAAACAAAAUAUGGUACAACACAUGGACGCUGUUCAAAAACGGAUUCUACAAAUACAUGCGUGACUUGGAGAUUGGCAUCGAUAACAAAUGGUCAAUAGAGUGGUGGCGUGUAUUGGCCAAGUUAGACUUUUUGCUGGAAGAACAAUAUCACAAUAGGGAACCUUUUUAUUAUAUAGUGCGAAACAAAAUGAUUGACGAAUUCGAACGCUGCGUAAGAGAGGAACAGAAAUAUCUGGCUGACGCCUCAAAACGCAAAGAACUCAUGGCUAAGAAAGACACAGUAAAUCCAAUGUUACAAAAGAUACCCGACGUAGAUGCAUACCGAGUGAUAUUGGCUGUGCGUCGUUAUCCGCAAAUUUACCAAAAAGCCACCGAAGCAGAGAAGAAUAAAGCGUGGGAAAGUGUGGCGUCGGAAUUGCAAACAAGUGUAACAUCGUGCCGUUUUGCAUUCCAAUAUGCCCUGAAAAGCUAUCGUCUUUACGUAGCGCGUGAUCCGGCGAGUCGUUGUCGACUCAAUCAACGUUAUUACAAACAUUUGUCGGAAAUCUACCGCAUUGUGAAACCUACUAAAAAACUUAAUAUAAAAACGCCGAUGGAACUGAAUCAAUCGGUAACUGAUGGCCUUGAUUCGAACGAACCAGUAUUUCCCGAGCGAUUCAUUAUGGAUAUUAAUAUGGGCAACAGCAGCACAAAUGUGGUUAUGAAGAAUUGGGGAUACGGUUUGAGCUCAACUGUAUCGACUGAGAGAUUGGAACAGCUCUUUGAGAAGUAUCGUCCAGCUGCUGUUUCUUUUGAAAGCUGAGCAGCAGCGCAGUAAAGGAAGAAAUCUGAGUCAGAAACUGUCUUAAAAUAGUUCAACAAUCAAUUUACAACUUUUCUUUUUUAUUUUUACAUACUAGAUAUAAAAUAUCAUUAGGGCAUGCUGUAGGUCGGAGUCAUACUAGUUUAUGUAUUUAAUAUAAUUGAUUUUUAAGUAAGAUAUUCAUAGUGUAAGUGACGUUCAUGUACAAAUGUUAUUACACACCAGAUGCUUUGAUAAUUAUUUAAAAACACAGCUCAGCUUAAAUUUCUAUAUAAAAAAGUAAAUACAAUGGAA